Molecule: messenger RNA, 420 nt
Organism: Lachancea fermentati
Lineage: Eukaryota; Fungi; Ascomycota; Saccharomycetes; Saccharomycetales; Saccharomycetaceae
Source: the annotation of a GenBank genome assembly
AUGAAGCUUGUUCACUUCCUCAUGAAACUGCGUAAUGAGCAGGUUACUAUCGAAUUAAAGAAUGGCACAACAGUAUGGGGCACUCUUCAAACAGUGUCGCCUCAAAUGAACGCUACGCUCACAGAUGUGAGAUUGUCGCUGCCCAGUAAAUCAGCAAAUAGCGCCAUUGCGGGAAUGUAUUUGAGUGGUGGACAACCAAACACAGAACGGAAUACUACCUCGCUUCAGUAUAUCAACAUACGAGGAAAUACCAUAAGACAGAUAAUCUUACCGGACUCGUUAAACCUUGAUUCGCUGCUGGUGGACGAGAGGCACCUUAACAGGCUGAGAAGAAGCGGAAAAGUUAUAAACGAUUCCAAUAGGAAAAGAAGGAUGGAAUACAAUGGAAAUUCUGCCAAAAGAGUAAAGCGCGCUUUUUAG